Ustilago hordei is the source of this 984-nucleotide messenger RNA. Its product is annotated as putative urate oxidase (uricase). The record is from RefSeq and is a predicted model, not a curated record. The coding region runs from base 1 to 984 and encodes 327 amino acids. Gene Ontology annotation, molecular function: urate oxidase activity. NCBI's taxonomy places the organism in Eukaryota, Fungi, Basidiomycota, Ustilaginomycetes, Ustilaginales, Ustilaginaceae. Gene Ontology annotation, biological process: urate catabolic process; purine nucleobase catabolic process. Gene Ontology annotation, cellular component: peroxisome. The transcript has a single exon.
AUGUCGUCCAAGGCUUCUUCCUCCAACGUUCGCCUCGCGUCGUCCUCGUACGGCAAGGAUCUCGUUCGCAUCUUCCGCAUCGUCCGUGACAGCAAGGACCCUUCUUCCCAUCGCGUCGCUGAAUACACCGUCCGAUGCUUGCUUCACGGUGAAAGCCUCACGCCUUCCUACACCGAAGCCGACAACUCGCCCGUCGUCGCUACCGACACUGUCAAGAACACCCUCAAUUACCUCGCCAAGGUGCUGCCCGCCGAAGACGUGCUCUGCCCCGAACGAUAUGCGCUUCACGUCGUCAAGCACUUUCUUACCACCUACUCUCACAUCGAAAAGACCGAGGUUGAGCUUAUUCAGCACAAGUGGACACGCAUCGUCCUCGACCAGAAGGACGGCGGUGCUCACAAGCACAGCUUUGUUCGCGAUGGUGAGGAGAAGCGUACCGUCCGCGCACUCGGCGAGCGAUCCGGUAGCGAAAUCAACGUGACCACCCUCGAAGGCGGUAUCAAAGGCUUGCUCGUGCUCAAGAGCAGCGGUAGUGCAUUUCACGGCUUCCACCGCGACAGUUUCACAACGCUCAAGGAGGUUCGUGAUCGCAUCUUCUCAACAGAGGUCGAGUGCACUUACUCGAUCGCAUUGCCAAAGGGCGGACUCACCGCUGCACUCAACAACGCCUCAGCACUGCCAAAGUUCUGCGAUAUUCAGUCGUCCGUCAAGGCACACGUUCUGCGCGUCUUCUCGCUCGACAACUCAGCCAGUGUUCAAGCAACAAUGUAUCGUAUGGGUGAAGCCAUCCUUGGCGAUGCAACUAACAAGACGGUUCAGGAUGUUGCUUUUGCAUUGCCAAACAAGCACUACAUCCCAAUCGACCUCGGAUUUAAGGGUCUAAGCAACUUGAACGAGAAGGAUGCCGAGGUAUUUUUGCCUACCGCACACCCAAGUGGUCUGAUCAAGGCUAAGGUGGCUCGUGCUGCUGCUGCCAAGCUCUAA